Acaromyces ingoldii is the source of this 657-nucleotide messenger RNA. RefSeq lists its product as hypothetical. Bases 1 to 657 code for a protein of 218 amino acids. Lineage: Eukaryota; Fungi; Basidiomycota; Exobasidiomycetes; Exobasidiales; Cryptobasidiaceae. The record is from RefSeq and is a predicted model, not a curated record. The transcript is spliced from 3 exons. Gene Ontology annotation, molecular function: nucleic acid binding.
AUGUCAACGUCGACGGGAAAAGUCGCCUUAGGGGCGGCCCACACGUUUCGACGCCAGUGGGCUCAAGGCCCACCGCCAGUGCUCCGAAACAGCAAUAGAAGACUGGACCAUGUGGUCUUGCUCGAGAGGCUGCCGCUGUCGACGACGCCGUCGGACGUGGCCCGUCUGCAGGACGCGCUGACGCCCUUCGGCAUGAGCAAACGCUUUCCCUCGGAAGUUGUCUUUCUCCGCACGAAGCUGCUCAAGCCUUCAGGUCGCGCCCUCUUUGCGUUCUCGAGACCUGCUCAUGCCGACAAUUUUGCCAAACUGGCCAAUGGAAAGUCGCUAGGCGGGCAGCAGAUCUCAGCCCAACGGAUCGCCGAGAGACCUCCAGCCACAUCACCAAGGGUGGCACUCCUGUACGAACUGCAGUCCCAGUCGCCCGGUCGAGUCGUCUUGAUCCAAGGCCUGCCCCGUGCGAUGGAUGCCGACCGGCUCUUCCGGAUCCUUUCGCGCGACUAUCAGCUUGCAACGGACCGCAUCGAGAUUGAUUUGCAAAGAUAUAACGUCGAGGAGACGGAAGCAUCGAUGGAGGGGCGGGGACCGAGUACAACUGCAAUCGGUUUCGGAUGCCAUGAGGCUCGUCAGAGGAUGGCAUCGGUCAGUCUGGAAUCAUAG